Gongylonema pulchrum is the source of this 309-nucleotide messenger RNA. NCBI's taxonomy places the organism in Eukaryota, Metazoa, Nematoda, Chromadorea, Rhabditida, Gongylonematidae. The record is from the annotation of a GenBank genome assembly.
GAUCUUGGCCUGAAACCGGAGAAUGCUUACCAGAUUGUGCCAGAUCUGAGUAAUUCAACAGCAAGUUCUCCAGUUGUUGCAAUUCAUCCAAAAGGCUCUAGCCCGCGACUGUCGUUUUUGUCCAGUACGAGGGAUAAUGGUAUAAUUCAUCACUCAGUCAAGGUGGAAACUGACGAUGAGGACAACGAUCAAACAAUCCAUGUGGAUGUUGGUUUAAGGCAUAAGCGAUCGCUGCUGAUGCGCGCUCAGAGUCCCGAUUUUGCGGCUCGUCAUAAGCAGUCAAUCAGACGAGGCCCUGACCUAUUUUAG